AUGAUUCAGACAACCCUUGCUGAUGUUGUGGCACCGAGUUCUACUAUUGAUGCCCUUACUGUGAUGAAAGUAGUGUGCCAGCGUGGCCAAGGGGCCACUGAGGAGGUGACGGCUCUAAAGGCCACUAUUACUGAGCUGAGGAGAAAUGUGGACCAGUUGGAGUCCACUGACAUAUCGAUGCUUUUCGGUAUGGUGGAGAUCCCAGAUGUACCAGUUGAGCCAAAUAUUCCUCCGGUUACCACUAGAGAUGUUGUUCGAGCUGAUGAGGUAUCUGAUCCCGAGUUUGAGGCGGAGAUGGAUGAAGAGAUACUUGGGGUUGCUGAGGAGAUGUCUUACGAGGGCCUUACGGAGACUUAA
Molecule: messenger RNA, 357 nt
Organism: Solanum stenotomum
Lineage: Eukaryota; Viridiplantae; Streptophyta; Magnoliopsida; Solanales; Solanaceae
Exons: 1
Coding region: 1-357 (118 amino acids)
Source: RefSeq, a predicted model, not a curated record